Catharus ustulatus (Swainson's thrush) is the source of this 1971-nucleotide messenger RNA. It is a transcript of the gene CLPTM1, whose product is annotated as CLPTM1 regulator of GABA type A receptor forward trafficking. The record is from RefSeq and is a predicted model, not a curated record. The annotation marks the transcript as partial. Lineage: Eukaryota; Metazoa; Chordata; Aves; Passeriformes; Turdidae. Gene Ontology annotation, cellular component: endomembrane system; membrane. The transcript is spliced from 15 exons.
AUACUGGUACCAGUGAGCAGUACCAGUAGCAGUACUGGUACCAGUACCAAUGAUUACCCGUUGCAGGUGACGAGUAACGGCGCUGCCGGGGCCGCGGCCGAGGCCGAGAGCGCGCGGGGGCAGCAGCAGCAGCAGCAGCAGCAGCAGCAGCAGCCGGCGCCCAACGCCUGGCAGGUGCUCAAGGGGGUCCUGUUCAGGAUUUUCAUCAUCUGGGCCAUCUCCAGCUGGUUCCGGAGGGGAGCGGCGCCGGCGGAGCCGAGCGGGGCCGGGGGCAGCGCCCGCAGCCCCAGCAGGAACCUGUUCCCAAAGGACACCCUGAUGGACCUCUAUGUGUACAUCUCUGAGCACGAGCACUUCACGGAUUUCAACGUGAGCUCGGCGCUGUUCUGGCAGAAACGGGACCUGGUGUACGGGGACUGGACCAGCGGCGAGAACGCCGACGGCUGCUACGAGCACUCGGGGGAGGUGGACAUCUCCCAGAGUGUCCAGAGGAACGGCUCUAUCUACGUCCACGUUUACUUCACCAAGAGCGGCUUCCACCCCGACCCGCGGCAGAAAAGCCUCUACCGGCGCCUGGCCACCGUGCACACCUCCAGGAUGAUCAACAAAUACAAACGGAGGCGAUUCCAGAAAACCAAAAAUCUCCUGACAGGGGAGACAGAGGCAGAUCCUGAAAUGAUCAAGAGGGCCGAGGACUUUGGGCCGGUCGAGGUCAUUUCGCACUGGCACCCCAACCUGACCAUCAACAUGGUGGAUGACCACACCCCCUGGGUCAGGGGCAGCGUCCCCCCGCCCCUGGAUCAGUAUGUGAAAUUCGACGCCCUGAGCGGGGACUAUUUCCCCAUCCUGUACUUCAACGAUUACUGGAACCUGCAGCGGGAUUAUUUCCCCAUCAACGAGAGCGUGCGGCGCCUGCCCUUCCGUCUGUCCUUCUGUCCCCUGUCCCUGUGGCGCUGGCAGCUCUACGCAGCCCAGAGCUCCAGGUCCCCCUGGAACUUCCUGGGGGAGGAUCUGUACGAGCAGUCUGACGAGGAGCAGGACUCUGUCAAGGUGGCUCUCCUGGAGACCAACCCCUACCUGCUGGCGCUCACCAUCGUCGUCUCCAUCGUCCACAGCGUCUUCGAGUUCCUGGCCUUCAAAAACGACAUCCAGUUCUGGAACAGCCGGCAGUCCCUGGAGGGGCUCUCGGUGCGCUCCGUGUUUUUCGGGGUGUUCCAGUCCCUCGUGGUCCUGCUCUACAUCCUGGACAACGAGACCAACGUGGUGGUGCAGCUCAGCGUCUUCGUGGGGCUGCUCAUCGACCUCUGGAAAAUCACCAAGGUCAUGGACGUGCGGCUGGACCGGCAGCAGAAGGUGGCCGGGAUGUUUCCCCGCGUGAGCUUCAAGGACAAAUCCACCUACGUGGAGUCGUCCACCAAGGUCUACGACGACAUGGCGUUCCGGUACCUGUCGUGGAUCCUGUUCCCGCUGCUGGGCUGUUACGCCGUGUACAGCCUGCUGUACCUGGAGCACAAGGGCUGGUACUCGUGGGUGCUCAGCAUGCUCUACGGCUUCCUGCUGACCUUCGGUUUCAUCACCAUGACCCCCCAGCUGUUCAUCAACUACAAGCUGCAGUCCGUGGCUCACCUGCCCUGGCGCAUGCUCACCUACAAGGCCCUGAACACUUUCAUCGACGACCUGUUCGCCUUCGUCAUCAAGAUGCCCAUGAUGUACAGGAUAGGCUGCCUGAGGGAUGACGUGGUGUUCUUCAUCUACCUGUACCAGCGCUGGAUUUACCGCGUGGACCCCACGCGCGUCAACGAAUUCGGGGGCACCGGGGAGACCCCCAAACCCCCCCUGCCCCCCGGCCCCUCCCCCACAGCGCUGCCCCCCGCCCCUCCCCCCCCUCCCCAAAAACCCCCCGAGGACAAGAAGAAGGAUUAACCCCUCCCCCACCCCACCACCAGCACAUUCCCUCAAAAAAAAAAAACA